This is a messenger RNA of Drosophila eugracilis, 1111 nucleotides long. RefSeq names its product meiotic recombination protein P22. The coding region runs from base 131 to 1105 and encodes 324 amino acids. The record is from RefSeq and is a predicted model, not a curated record. The transcript has a single exon. Lineage: Eukaryota; Metazoa; Arthropoda; Insecta; Diptera; Drosophilidae.
AUAUUGUUUCAAAAACUUAUACAUAGUGUGGCAUCACUAAGCUUUUUUCGCCCAUUCGUUUCAAUAUCAUAAUUCCGUUACAACGAGAAUGUUGUAAUUUAGUUCAGUUUAUUUUCUAUUAUAAUAAAAUAUGGAUAGGAUACAAUUGACUCCGAGUCCUGCCUCUACCUACUGCUCUGUUAGAGCGAGUUCACAGCGUUCGCCGGUACGGAGAUCGCAGCGCCUGAUCGACAAAGAAAACCGAGAUCUGAAAAAGAUUCUACUCAAAAGCUCUUCUCCUCAGUUGUUCGGAAACUCUGAAGAUGACUACACUCAACUACUCUUGCAGCAGGAUAAGGUUUCGAAAGCUGUACAAUUAAAGUCUUCAGAUAAAGUUGUUCGCUUGAAAUAUUCAGAAGAAAACUUUCCCCUAAAACCUUCAAAUAAGGUCGACAGCUUAAUGCUUUCGAAUAAGAUUAUCUACCUAAAGAGAGAUAACGAAAGUAAAAAACUAGAUGAAGAUAAGAAUCAGGUUCAGAAAGCAGACUCUACAGAAACUGCACAGGCCAAACCGAAAAAACGAGGUCGAAAACCAAAGAAACCAGCUGCGGAAUUGCAGGCAAAACUUCAAUCAACCGAUCCUGGUUAUAAUUUAAAAAUUACACCUCCAUCAAAACUGCCUGUGCAAUAUCCAGCCCAUUUUGUUCACCAACUGCCGCCUGCAGUUGAUUCGACGUUUCUUCCCUUACGUCCGUUAUCUGCACCGAGUGCCGAACUUCGUGAUUUGAGUGCCAAAAGGGAGGAUAUUGAAAUUCCGGAGACUUAUUGUGGAAUUCAGAACAAGACACCAUCAGAAAUCGAUUCCGAUAUAUCCAUGAACUUUUCUCUUUCCGAUUCUAUUGGUGAGAUCUUCGGGACCAAGGACAUAAGCAGCAUACUGACGAUGCAGCGCCCACGGCAAUACAUUUUGAUUGAGGAACACUUGCCCGCCAUGGCGACCAUGUUGAACGUAGACCUAGAGCGACUGCGAAGUGUCAUGGAAAUCACUCAGGGCUUGUCUCAUGAGCAGAUCUUGGGUUUUUCGAUUAAGCAAGAAGUGGAAGAAAUAGAUGAUAAGUCGAAGUAAUUUCUU